This is a messenger RNA of Microthlaspi erraticum, 1287 nucleotides long. The record is from the annotation of a GenBank genome assembly. Lineage: Eukaryota; Viridiplantae; Streptophyta; Magnoliopsida; Brassicales; Brassicaceae.
AUGGAGUGGCCAUGGUCGGUCGUUGCUUCUUCUUCUCCUUCUUCUUCUGGUUGUUUCUUUGCUUCUCCUAACUAUUGCUUGUCUACUACCGAACGAACGAAUUUGAAUUGUGGAAACAAGUAUCCGUCCAACAGUUCGAUUAAACCUUUGCGACAGAGCAAUUUCAGCUCGAAGCAUAAUCUGGUCACUGGUGUGAUCGGUAAACGUCGAAUCGAUGGAGAUUCCGUUGUCCGGAGAAGCACCACAAGCAACAAAAAUGCGGAGGAGACUGAGUCAUCUUCAUCUUCAUCUCAGUCUGUAGAUUGCGUCGGGAUGGGAUCAAACGUGGAGUGCGUCUAUAACGGAGAAGACGAGGAGAAUCAGAGCUCCGGAAUCUUGAACGGCGGAGAUGGAUCGUUGCUUGAAUGGACGGUUCUGAUUUCACCCUUCUUUUUCUGGGGAACGGCGAUGGUGGCGAUGAAGGAGGUGUUGCCGAUAACCGGUCCUUUCUUCGUCGCUGCGUUUCGGUUAAUUCCGGCCGGUUUGUUGCUGGUUGCGUUUGCGGUUUACAGAGGCAGACCUUUGCCUAAAGGAAUCAAUGCUUGGCUCUCUAUUGCUCUCUUUGCUCUUGUGGACGCCACCUGUUUCCAGGGAUUUCUUGCUCAAGGAUUACAGAGGACUUCUGCUGGUUUAGGAAGUGUUAUAAUUGAUUCUCAGCCACUGACUGUAGCUGUGUUAGCAUCUUUCUUAUUUGGCGAGUCCAUUGGAAUAGUGAGAGCUGGAGGUUUGGUUCUUGGGGUUGCUGGACUUUUGCUGCUUGAGGUUCCAUCAGUUACUUCAGAUGGUAAUAGCUUUUCCUUGUGGGGAAGUGGAGAGUGGUGGAUGCUUCUUGCAGCUCAGAGCAUGGCUAUUGGCACUGUGAUGGUUCGGUGGGUCUCGAAAUACUCGGACCCGAUUAUGGCAACCGGUUGGCAUAUGGUAAUCGGUGGCCUUCCUCUUUUGGCGAUUUCCGUUAUCAACCAUGACCCCAUUUUCAAUGGAGGUAUUCAAGAGCUAACCACAAAUGAUGUCAUAGCACUUCUCUACACAUCCAUUUUUGGCAGCGCCAUUAGCUACGGUGUUUAUUUCUACAGCGCGACUCAAGGAAGCCUGACUAAACUCAGUUCACUCACUUUCUUGACACCAAUGUUUGCUUCAAUCUUUGGGUAUCUGUAUCUUGAUGAGACGUUCUCCUGGUUGCAAUUGGUCGGAGCAGCCGUCACUUUAGUUGCUAUAUACUUAGUGAACUUUCCACAAGGCGACGAUUGA